This is a messenger RNA of Branchiostoma floridae (Florida lancelet), 2844 nucleotides long. RefSeq names its product zinc finger protein 622-like. Bases 39 to 2180 code for a protein of 713 amino acids. Gene Ontology annotation, molecular function: nucleic acid binding; zinc ion binding. Gene Ontology annotation, cellular component: preribosome, large subunit precursor. The transcript has 12 exons. Gene Ontology annotation, biological process: ribosomal large subunit biogenesis. NCBI's taxonomy places the organism in Eukaryota, Metazoa, Chordata, Leptocardii, Amphioxiformes, Branchiostomatidae. The record is from RefSeq and is a predicted model, not a curated record.
UUUCUAAUUAGUGUCUUCUUGUACCUCCAGUUGAAAGCAUGUCUUCAUUCACCUGUAUAUCGUGCCGUGUGGCGUUUGCGUCAGCGGACCUGCAGCGUGCUCACUACAAGUCCGACUGGCACAGGUACAACCUGAAGAGAAAGGUGGCGGAACUGCCGCCAGUCACCGCUGAAAACUUUCAGCAGAGAGUGAUGGCACAGAAAGCACAGGUUGCAGAGUCAGAGAGGGAGACUUGUUCUCAGUGUGCUAUCUGUAAGAAGUUCUUCAACACCCAGAAUGCCUUUGAAAACCACAUGAAAUCCAAAAAGCACAAGGAAACUGAGGCUAAACAGGUGCAGAAGAUCCAAUCAGAGGUGGAGAAACAAAAUCAGAAGAACAGAGAGAAGGGUUAUGACGUAGCCCAUGAGCGAGCCCAGAAGGACACAGUAAACAAGGCCUUAGCUGAGGCCAGAAAGUCCCCAGGCCCGGUCAAGAGGAAGGUCAACAGUCUGGACCCUGCCAAGGUGGAGGCAAUCAGGCAGCUCAGGGGCAGAGGUCACAGGUCAUCACAGAGGUCAAGAUCUCAACCUGAUGAUGAAGAUGAAGGAGAAUGGGAAGAUGAAGAUGAGGAGGAAGUUAUAGGAGGAGACGAGGAGAUGGAGAUAGAGGAUUCCUCUGAGGAGGAAGUGGACUACCCCGGCACUCCUCUGACAGAGAAACAGUGUCUGUUCUGUGCACGGGAGGGGGACAGCUUAGACAACAACAUGCAGCACAUGACGGUGGAGCACAGUUUCUACAUACCAGAUGUGGAGUACUUAGCAGAUCUGGAAGGACUCAUCAGAUAUCUGGUUGAAAGCAUGUCUUCAUUCACCUGUAUAUCGUGCCGUGUGGCGUUUGCGUCAGCGGACCUGCAGCGUGCUCACUACAAGUCCGACUGGCACAGGUACAACCUGAAGAGAAAGGUGGCGGAACUGCCGCCAGUCACCGCUGAAAACUUUCAGCAGAGAGUGAUGGCACAGAAAGCACAGGUUGCAGAGUCAGAGAGGGAGACUUGUUCUCAGUGUGCUAUCUGUAAGAAGUUCUUCAACACCCAGAAUGCCUUUGAAAACCACAUGAAAUCCAAAAAGCACAAGGAAACUGAGGCUAAACAGGUGCAGAAGAUCCAAUCAGAGGUGGAGAAACAAAAUCAGAAGAACAGAGAGAAGGGUUAUGACGUAGCCCAUGAGCGAGCCCAGAAGGACACAGUAAACAAGGCCUUAGCUGAGGCCAGAAAGUCCCCAGGCCCGGUCAAGAGGAAGGUCAACAGUCUGGACCCUGCCAAGGUGGAGGCAAUCAGGCAGCUCAGGGGCAGAGGUCACAGGUCAUCACAGAGGUCAAGAUCUCAACCUGAUGAUGAAGAUGAAGGAGAAUGGGAAGAUGAAGAUGAGGAGGAAGUUAUAGGAGGAGACGAGGAGAUGGAGAUAGAGGAUUCCUCUGAGGAGGAAGUGGACUACCCCGGCACUCCUCUGACAGAGAAACAGUGUCUGUUCUGUGCACGGGAGGGGGACAGCUUAGACAACAACAUGCAGCACAUGACGGUGGAGCACAGUUUCUACAUACCAGAUGUGGAGUACUUAGCAGAUCUGGAAGGACUCAUCAGAUAUCUGGGAGAGAAGGUGGGAGGUGCUUUUUUCUGCCUAUACUGUAAUGAGAAGGGGAGAACCUUCUACAGUCUGGAGGCAGCACAGGGCCACAUGAGGGACAAGGGUCAUACCAAGAUGCUGAUGGAGGGGGAGGCCAUGCUGGAGUAUGCUGACUUCUAUGACUUCAGGAAGAGUUACCCUGACUACCAGGCAGAGGGAGCAGCAGGAGGAGAGGAGGAGGAGGAAGAACCAGUGGAGAAGGAGGAACUCCGAGUCACAGAUGACGAAACACAGCUUGUACUUCCUUCAGGAUCCAGAAUUGGCCAUCGGGCCCUGCAGAGAUACUGGAGACAGAACCUGAUACCAUCCAUGAGCCACAGGACCUCGGGUAGGGAGGCAGUGGGCAGACUCAUGGCACAGUACAAGGCACUGGGAUGGAAGGGAGACUAUGGAGAGGCUGCACAGAAGAAGGUUCGUGACAUGCAGUUUGUUCAGAAACUCAAGUCCAAACAACGUAUGCAGAUGGGCGUCAGGAGCAACAAGUUCCAAACACACUUCAGACCACAAGUUGUGUUCUGAGCUAACUACAUUGGACUGGACGGAUACACUAAUCUUCUCUAUGUGACGUCUUGCCUGGGAUGCUAUGCAAAACCCUUCAGCAAGCCUCACUUGAUCAGGCUAGCAACUGCCUAUGUACAAAAUGUAUUAAUGUACAUUGUGAAGAGUUAGAAGUUCAAGAUAUUUGACUGAGUGUUCUUUUUCUUGUAAGUGAAGUUUAGAAAAUAUGAAGUACCAGUAUACACUGCCAGCUAUAAAAAGGUAGAAAAUAUAAAGAAAAUAUAAAACAUCUUGCUCUAUUGUGAGAUGCUUGACUAAAAAAUUCAAAUUGUGAUGGAGUGAAAUUUGAUGAAACUGGUACAAAUAUUGGGGAUGUCAAGUUUACAGAAUGCCAAGUUCAUACAAGUAGCAAUCGUCUAGUUAACUAAAGUUAACUUUAUCGGGUUUAAAGAAUCAUAGGCAUUAUAAUGUUGCAUCAUACUGUUAAGUAUACUCAGGCACAAUGUAAAGAUUUUUGAAACAUAACUUUAAUACCAGCCAGAUCUCUACAACAUAUACAGAGGGUACAAAAAUGAGAGUAACAUAUUUGAGACAUUCAGUAUCUUUAUUUCAAUGUACAUUCAAAUCACUGCAACACAAAUGUAUGAAUAUAUCAGAUGACUAAUAAAAAUGUAUUACAGAAUAA